UUUCUUUUGGAUCCCGUGAACUCGUCGUUACUACAGAUUACUCUUUCUGGUUUGAAAGUUUGGAAUGCAUUUGUCUUUUUUUAAUUUACACACAUUCAGACUUAGUCACAUAUUUAAAAGUUUUUAAAACAAAUAAUUAUUAUUUGCAUCGAGAAACGUUUUAAAGGUGAUAAUUGUACUUGUAUUCCAAUGGCUUCCACCUGUUUGCAGAUGUCAGGUUUUUUGCUCAGCUGUUUCGGAUGGAUUGGGAUCAUUAUCGCGACUGCCACCAGUGAGUGGGUCGUGACUUGUAGGUUCGAUAUUACCACCUGCAAGAAAAUGGACGAGCUGGGGACUAGAGGUCUCUGGGAAGACUGUGUGCUGUCCAUUGAUUUGUACCACUGCCGGACGCUAACCGAUAUACUUUUACUACCAGCCUACAUCCAGACGUCUCGAGCCCUGAUGAUCACAGCCUCUAUCCUGGGACUGCCUGCCAUUCUCCUCGUUAUGUUGUCUCUUCCGUGUAUCAAUCUGGGCAGCGAGCCAGAAUCCAUUAAACACAAACGUUCUGUGGUGGGAGGAGUUCUCAUUCUACUGAUAGCUAUCUGCAGCAUUAUACCCACUGUCUGGUUCCCGAUCGCAUCGCACCGUGAAUCAGGCUUGGUGACUUUCGGUUACUCGCUGUACGCAGGCUGGAUCGGCGCAGCUCUCUGCCUGUUCGGGGGCUCUAUGAUCAGCUGCUGUGCGGGAGACUCUCCUGAGUACAAUGAGAACCGCUACUACUAUUCCAAGCAAAGAGCGGUCCCAUCAGCCUCUCCAAACCACGCCAAGAAUGCCCAUGUGUGAAGGUGGAUUGUAUCAUAAAGACUGUGCCCCCUGGGGCCACGUGCAAAGUACUGUAUAUUUUUGUAAAACUAUAUUACGUUAAAACCCUUAUGAAUUUGUGGAUCAGCAUAAGAUAAUUAUGUAUCCUGCUUCUGCAGUGCCUUUUAGGAGUUCAGCAUAAUCCACGUGAAGAUAGCCUGCAGCAUAUAAAACACCUUAACCUCCAUAAAACUAAAACGUAAAGCUGUGUUUCCACGACCAUGAACCAAGUUCUCACUGAGCAUGCUGUUCCAACAAUUGCCUUACCCUCCCACUGCAGGCAGGUUAAUUCAAGUCUCAACGAGAAUGGUUAGUAAGCAUUCUCAGGGACAGGUUGAGGGACCGUACAGGGCCAAAGAUCAUAAAAUUCUGACCCCUCAGUGACAAGUAAUUUCCAGUUUCCAACAGGUUUCUAACGAAACACAGGUUCCCUGCCGGCAGGAAAAAGUACUGUUCAUUAUAGGGAACAGCUCAAAAACUCCUCUGAGCACAGUAGCUUUAGGCAGUGGAAAAGCAUAUUCACUAAUCUCCACAAAAGCAGGAGAUCAGUUGGAAACAUUUUUCUAUUGCUGCUUUAUUGUGGACACCAGCGUCAAAAUUUUUGGAUGUUAAGGGAAUCAAAUUGAAGCCUGGAUAGGCAAUCUAAUGUAUCAACUCUGUUCAGCAGUUGUAGUGCACAUAUACAAAAAAGCUACUAAUUACAAUACAAAUCAUUGAUGAGCGACUGUACUGAAUAAUAAUAAUAAUAAUAAAAAACCUGUUAAGCAGUACAUUUUGAUUGGUUAUAACACUGUCACUUGUACACAUAUUGUAAGUAGAUGCACCUUGUGAGUUUCGGUCAAGCAUCACAGAUAAAAGCUGUGAUUCUAUUUGAUUUCUGCAACACUACUGUAGCCUAACAGGAGCAUGUUCCUACUCUAUCAAUACCAGAAGUUAACCAAGCAUUUUCAAGCCAUAACAGCCAUGGUCAAGGAGCAGAGACAGUUAAAAUCCAUUGUGGCCACAAAGGCGAAGCCUGUCCAGCUACCUGCAGCAGCAGAGAUCUGAUUCCAGCAAGGCAUUGCACAGCUUCACCUGCCAUGACCCGCCUGAUCUCCUGACCUCUGCACACUCAGUUUUCUGAGGCUUGCACACAGGAGGAGUGAAAUGCCAUUCCUCUUAGUCCUAUCCAUGACCUCACAGUGACAUACAGGGCUCACAAAAUGAGGGACACACCCAGUACUGACCACCGGUGUGGCUUUGCAUUACUGGUAAACCAGCCGUAUAGUUUGCAGACUUCCUGUAUAAACUUACCAUAGUAAAAGCACAGCAAAGUGUAAUAAAGCAUAGUGAAAGCAUAGUAAAGAAUAGCG
This is a messenger RNA of Polyodon spathula (Mississippi paddlefish), 2195 nucleotides long. RefSeq names its product claudin-11-like. The coding region runs from base 190 to 825 and encodes 211 amino acids. Gene Ontology annotation, molecular function: structural molecule activity. The record is from RefSeq and is a predicted model, not a curated record. Gene Ontology annotation, cellular component: plasma membrane; bicellular tight junction. The transcript is spliced from 3 exons. Gene Ontology annotation, biological process: bicellular tight junction assembly; cell adhesion. NCBI's taxonomy places the organism in Eukaryota, Metazoa, Chordata, Actinopteri, Acipenseriformes, Polyodontidae.